This is a messenger RNA of Lactuca saligna, 4361 nucleotides long. The record is from the annotation of a GenBank genome assembly. Lineage: Eukaryota; Viridiplantae; Streptophyta; Magnoliopsida; Asterales; Asteraceae.
UUUUGACAAUUCGUCUGAGAUUUUGCAGCCGAUCACUUUCCGGCGGGCCAUUGUGUUGUCCCACAUCUUCUUUUUCAUCUUCUUCAAAAUCGAAGGAUUAGCGCUUUAUUCCACUUGAAUAUACAAUAAUGGCAGUAUUCUUCUUCUAGGGUUACUGAAAACCCUCCCCCUUACUGAAUUCAAAGAGACAGGGAGGGGAGAGAGAUGUCUCGCCAAGCGACGACGACCGCCUUUCAUAAGUCGAAGACCCUGGACAACAAAUAUAUGCUCGGAGAUGAGAUUGGGAAAGGAGCAUAUGGUCGAGUUUACAAGGGUUUAGACUUGGAGAAUGGAGAUUUUGUUGCAAUAAAACAAGUUUCUCUGGAGAAUAUUGCUCAGGAGGACCUCAACAUUAUCAUGCAAGAAAUUGACUUACUUAAGAAUUUGAACCACAAAAAUAUAGUAAAGUAUCUUGGAUCCUUAAAGACAAAGACCCAUCUUCAUAUAAUUCUUGAGUAUGUGGAGAAUGGUUCACUUGCAAACAUUAUCAAGCCAAACAAAUUUGGGCCAUUUCCUGAAUCACUGGUGGCUGUUUAUAUAGCUCAGGUUUUGGAAGGCUUGGUUUAUUUGCAUGAACAGGGGGUUAUUCAUCGAGAUAUUAAGGGUGCCAAUAUUUUGACUACUAAAGAGGGUCUUGUUAAGUUAGCAGAUUUUGGGGUUGCAACAAAGCUAACAGAGGCAGAUGUUAAUACACAUUCAGUUGUUGGCACACCUUACUGGAUGGCUCCUGAGGUGAUUGAAAUGUCAGGAGUUUGUGCUGCAUCUGAUAUAUGGAGUGUUGGUUGUACUGUAAUUGAGCUACUUACUUGUGUGCCUCCUUACUAUGAUCUUCAACCCAUGCCAGCUCUCUUUAGGAUUGUUCAGGAUGAAAAUCCUCCAAUUCCAGAUAGCUUGUCACCUGGUAUCACAGAUUUUUUACGCCAGUGCUUUAAAAAGGAUGCUAGGCUGAGACCUGAUGCAAAAACACUUCUUUCUCACCCUUGGAUACAAAAUUCAAGGCGUGUUGUAUUGCAGUCUUCACUUCGCCAUAGUGGUACACUCAGGAACAUAGAAGAUGAUGGCUCAGUGGGUGCAAAAACUUCAAAUGCAGAUGAUCUAACCACUGUUGAGAAUCUCUCUGUGGAGAAAGUCAAAGAAGCUAAAACAGAGUUGCUAUUGGCUGAAGCUACUCUUGCUGGCAAGUCAUAUGAGGAAAAUGAUUCAAGUAAUGAAAAAGCAGAUGUAUCAGAAGACGAUGUUGCAGUUGCCACUUUAGCUAUUCAUGAGAAAUUACCAUUAGAACCUUCAUCUGUAAACAAUGAAACUAAUCAAGAACAUGCCCAUGAGAAGCUACUAUCAGAAUUAGGUGCCACUGAGAUAACGAUAACAAAUGGUGACUCAGAGUCAAAAUCAAAAACUACAAAAGUCAAAGAAAACGGAAGUUCAGUUACUACUGAAACCAGUUCAACUACUUCUAGCCACAAAGGCCAUGACAACACUUCUCAAAAGUCUAUGAAAGCAUCAAGAACAGUUGGAGGAAACAACGAACUGAGUAAAUUCAGUGAUACACCUGGUGAUGCUUCGUUGGAUGAUUUAUUUCAACCAAUGGAUAAAACCUUUGAAGAUCGGUCAGCUGAAGCUUCAACAUCUGCUUCUUCAUCACACAUGAAUAGUAAUAAUAAUAAUAAUCAAGGGAACACAGAUACAGGAAGAGCUGACUUGGCAACACAUUUAAGGGCUACAAUUGCUCAAAAACAGUUGGAGAAUGAACCAGGUGGACAGUCUAAUGGAGGAGAUAUACUUCAUCUUAUGAUGGGUGUUUUAAAAGAAGAUGUGAUUGGUAUUGAUGGUCUAGGGUUUGAUGAUAAACUACCUGCAGACAAUCUUUUUCACCUGCAAGCUGUUGAAUUUGGGAAAUUAGUUUCUUCAUUGAGACCAGAGGAAUCAGAAGAUGUGAUUGUGUCAUCGUGUCAUAAGUUAACUGUUUUCUUUCAACAUCGCCCUGAACAGAAACUUGUUUUUAUGACUCAACAUGGAUUACUCCCUCUUCUGGAAUUGCUUGAGGUUCCUAGGACACGGGUGCAGGUUAUAUGCUCCGUGCUUCAUGUCUUGAAUCAAAUCAUCAAGGAUAACACUGACUUUCAGGAGAAUGCUUGUCUUGUUGGACUUGUACCUGUUGUUAUGGGGUUUGCAGUGCCUGAUAGAACAAGAGAGGUUCGUAUGGAAGCAGCUUACUUUUUGCAGCAACUUUGUCAGUCAAGCUCAUUGACGUUACAAAUGUUUAUAGCAUGCCGUGGGAUACCUGUUCUUGUGGGAUUUCUGGAGGCUGAUUAUGCAAAAUACAGGGAAAUGGUCCAUCUAGCUAUUGAUGGAAUGUGGCAGGUAUUUAAGCUUCAAAGAUCAACACUUAGGAAUGAUUUUUGUCGAAUAGCUGCAAAAAACGGAAUAUUACUGAGGCUCAUAAAUACCCUUUAUAGCUUAAAUGAAGCAACCAGGCUGGCUUCCAUAUCUGGUGGAGGUGGCUUUUCAAUGGAUGGUUUAGGUUUAGGUAUAGCCACCCGAUCAAGAUCCGGUCCAUUAGAUUCAAGUAGUAACACUUUCAUGCAAACUGAAAGUGCAGCCAAUGGGAUGGAUUAUGUUGACCAUGUCAAAGUCAAACACGGUGUAACAACAGAUCAAUCAUCUUCUCAUUCACCUGAUUCAAGAUUCUUCACUUUAGACAUUGAUAAACAUCAUCAUCAUCAUCAUCAAUCAAGCAACACUAGUGCUGAAGCUCCAUUUAAUUCAAGAUCACCAGAUUCCAAUACAGUGAAGGAGGAGAGAGGAGAUGGUUCACACGAUGUUGAACAUAAACAGAGACUUUCUAAUUUUGGAAGGUUGUCCACUGAUAGGCCUAGGAAAUCUAUGGAUGUUGUAUCAAAUGGGCAAGAAAAUGUCCGCCCUCUAUUAAGUCUUUUGGAAAAAGAACCCCCUUCACGACACUUUUCUGGUCAACUUGAAUAUGUUCGCCAUUUGACCGGAUUAGAAAAACAUGAAAGUAUACUCCCACUUUUGCAUACUUCUAUUGAAAAGAAGAACAAUGGGCUCGAUUUCUUAAUGGCUGAAUUUGCUGUGGCUGAUCUUUUACUUGAAUUCGCGGGUGCUGACUCAACAGUAAAGUCGUACAUGUGUAGCCAAAGUUUACUCAGCCGGUUAUUCCAAAUGUUCAACAAAAUCGAACCCCCUAUUCUAUUAAAGCUUUUAAAAUGCAUCAAUCUUUUGUCCACGGAUCCACACUGUUUGGAACAUCUACAAAGAGCCGAUGCCAUUAAACAUCUUAUCCCAAAUCUUGACCUCAAAGAUGGCCCUCUCGUUUCCCAAAUUCAUCACGAGGUCUUGAACGCACUAUUCAACCUAUGCAAAAUUAAUAAACGGAGACAGGAACAGGCAGCAGAAAACGGAAUAAUUCCACAUUUAAUGCGUUUCAUAAUGUCGGAUUCUCCAUUAAGACAAUACGCAUUGCCUUUGUUAUGUGAUAUGGCCCACGCGUCACGUAAUUCGAGGGAACAGUUGAGAGCGCAUGGUGGAAUGGAUGUCUACUUAAGCUUACUUGAAGACCAGCUUUGGUCUGUAACAGCUUUGGAUUCAAUUGCUGUGUGUUUGGCACAUGACAAUGACAACAAGAAAGUGGAACAAGCUUUGUUGAGAAAGGAAUCUGUUCAGAAGUUGGUCAGAUUCUUUCAGUGCUGUCCUGAACAGUUUUUCCUUCACAUAUUAGAGCCAUUUUUGAAAAUCAUCACGAAAUCAAUUGAGAUAAAUAAAACACUGGCUGUUAACGGGUUGACACCGUUACUCAUAUCCAGACUUAAUCACCAGGAUGCUAUAGCACGUCUCACUCUGCUAAAAUUAAUAAAGGCUGUAUAUGAACAUCAUCCACGUCCAAAGCAGCUGAUUGUAGAGAAUGAUUUGCCUCAAAAAUUACAAAACUUAAUUGAAGAACGAAGAGAUGGGCAAAGCUCUGGUGGUCAAGUUCUGGUGAAGCAAAUGGCCACCUCACUGCUUAAAGCACUUCAUAUCAAUACUGUUUUAUGAUUCAUUUGAUUCGGUCUUGAGUCUGUUUGACUUUUCACGUGUAAAUAUAUAAUUUUUGGUGUGUCAUGGGAUGUAAUUAUUUAUUUUGAUUUUUUGUUUGUUGGAAUCACGUUCUCGUGUUUUGGUUUGGUUUGUGUUUGAUUUCAUCUUGUGUAAUCUGUACCCUAGCAUGCUGCCUAUGUAUAACAAAGGUGUAUAGAUUAUUAUAUUCUAAUCGAUUGCUGUGCUUUGCUGUUUUAAACGUGUGCAAACCCAAGCCAACACACGCCAAG